This is a messenger RNA of Phaeodactylum tricornutum CCAP 1055/1, 2178 nucleotides long. RefSeq lists its product with no specific name. Gene Ontology annotation, cellular component: CCR4-NOT complex. Lineage: Eukaryota; Bacillariophyta; Bacillariophyceae; Surirellales; Neidiaceae. The coding region runs from base 73 to 2178 and encodes 701 amino acids. The record is from RefSeq and is a predicted model, not a curated record. The transcript is spliced from 2 exons. Gene Ontology annotation, biological process: mRNA catabolic process; negative regulation of translation.
ACAAAGGCUACCAGUAGCACUGUCGUCACGAAACCAAGAGCUGUUGCGGUUGUGUCUUUGAGUGCUGGGAGUAUGACACCAGGGAGCCGUCGCAUGCGGCGCUCUCGGGAGGCAGCAGCUUCGAACGAAACCGAUCUGUCAGCGUUUGAGCUGUACGGCAUACAGGGCGACUCGGUUGCGGCCUUGAAGGCGUUGACGUCGGAUGCUCCAUCUUCGUUGACGACAGAUUACAAUACGGCGAUACUCAGGCAUGUCUCUUCCAAAUCCUUAGAUACGCGAGUUGUCGCUUUACGAAACGGUCUCCUAAGUGAGUUAGAUGGUUGUGAGAAGAAAUACUUCAAUAGUCUUAGUCAAGAACAGAUUUCAGUUCGCAGGCGUAAGCGGAACGAAAUGAUAAUGGCUUACAACCGGGCGCUCGUACUGCAAACAUCAGGAUUCUCAAAGGAGUGCAUCCAAAUCUGUCGCGAAAAGCUGAAGGACCUAGUUGUGAAAAAUCAACCGCCUCCGGAAGAGCUCUAUAUUGUUGCGUCUCGCAUGUCGUUUUUAUUCCUCGAAACGACGCUUGGUCCAAGCGUCAGCCGCUCAUCAGGGCUAGUGCAUGAGGAUCUAAGCACACCUUCAAUCUUGUCGGUCAUAGCGUGGUUAAAUUUAUUUAACCUGGAGAAAGAUCCACAGUCCAAGUUUUUAUUGGCUCUUUGUAAGAGUCGGCUUCAUCUCUCUGAGUCGGAUAGGAAGGGAACGAAAUCUGAAAGCAAUGCUCGGUUGGCGAGGAAGGAGCUGAAAGCCGCGAUGGAGAUCCUACAGCAUAAACUUCGGGCAUCUCAUGGUGGAGAUACUGAAUCAGUGGUGUCCUCUUUGAACUCGGAGGAAAUUAUGUCCACGGGUACUCAUCAACUUCAGGAGUCGCACCAACAACUGCUACCUCGCUCGCUAGUUUUGCAAAAGCUCAAUCAAUCGGCAUUGAAUUUGAAGGCAAAAUUAGAGCAAAUGAAGGGGAACGCUAAGAAGUCACUGCUUUUAUGUAGUGAAGCUCGCGGUGCGGCUGUUCUGGAUUCUAGCUACGAACGCAUAAAUUCCAACAAUCUAGGAAUCGUGUACGGCACUACAGGAAAACGCCACUUGGCGCUACAUUCUCUCUUUAAGAGUUUGCAGGUGAAAUCGGAGGCUUCGUUUGAUGUGGACGGUACUUCACGUCCCAAUCAAGCUCUGACUGCUUUGUACAAUACUUCGCUUUGUGCUCUUCAGGCACAGAACUACAUUUGUUCAUAUGAAUGUAUGGCGACUUAUGUUUCUCGCUGUGAUGUAUUCCACGUAGGAGUACGCUGCUGGCUACGAAUGGCAGAAGCUUGUGUUGGAAUCUACUCCAGCUCGAGGCCAUCCAAAUCUUUUAAGGACUUCUGUGCUAUAGAAGUCAACGGGAAAGCGAAAGGUCUACUUUUCGAUCAUGGUUUAUGUACUGAGCAGCCAAAUACGACCCAGGAGAUUCUCGUUCAGGAACUAGCAAGUGGUGAGGACAUUCAACAAGUGAAGCGCAACCCAUUGCUCCGUGCACGUGGCUGUCUGGAACAUCUUCUUUCAAAUCAAGAAGCUUUGGACAAUGACGCUCUCAGCACUUCACGUUUGAUGUUAUCGUUUGUAUUACUGUCGUUCCGCGAAUUUUAUCGAGCUUUAGAUAUGGCCCGUCUUGUGCUCGAUUCUCAAACUUUGGAAGCAGUCGAAGUCGGCAAUGACACCAUUGGCGUGGUCAAGCGGCGCAUCGCUACAGCUCGUAUGUAUGCUGCAGAAGCCUCUUGUGCACUGGGAAACUCAGCUGAAGCAAUGAAAUAUUUAGUCGGAGACGGAAGAGAUGAUGCGUUUGACCGUUUGUCAUCAGACCUGGGUGGCGUUACUAUGGACAUGGCUGCAUUGAAUGGAACAGGGAAGCGCCGUUUGGCCCGAGCUCAAGUGAAAGUUCGAUCAUCGGCAAGCACCGUUACAGCUGCUAUGGACAAUAUGCCCGCAGCCAAACAGCUUGCCAUGUCGGCUCAAGCCAUUGAAAAUGCGUACGCCAGCAAUCGAGAACGAUCGGCAGCGCGGCGGGCUUUGGUGUAUUGUCUGCUGCGUGGUGGUAAUCACUCGGCAGCACUCACUCUUCUUCGAUCAAUAACAUCGACGUUGACGAGUUGCCAAGCCUCCUAA